Messenger RNA from Cyprinus carpio (common carp), 1648 nucleotides. RefSeq lists its product as uncharacterized. The record is from RefSeq and is a predicted model, not a curated record. The transcript is spliced from 10 exons. Gene Ontology annotation, molecular function: ubiquitin-protein transferase activity. Lineage: Eukaryota; Metazoa; Chordata; Actinopteri; Cypriniformes; Cyprinidae. Bases 4 to 1002 code for a protein of 332 amino acids.
CGAAUGCCAAAGGCAUCUUGUAAAAAAUGCAAGACUCUGAUGCCACUUCAGACACUGGCUUUGCAUGUUGACCAGUGUGACGGCAUGCAAAACUCAGAAAACUCUGAAAUUGAGGAAGAAGAUUUGGUGUUUAUAGAGGAGGCAACAUCAUCUAAUGUUAUACACCACCUUCAGGAGGAAUUUGAGACCCGGUGCCCAAUAUGCUUAGGAACCUUUCCAGUUUCUGACUUAGAAUUGCAUGCCAGCUUUUGUGGAGAAAGUGAGGAGGAUGUGAUUCGUCAUGCAGCAGCACAGAUAAAUACCACAAAGACCUUUGAAAUCUGUGUGUCACGAGACAACAUGGUUGAGAGAGGUCUGAAGCUGUGGAAACGUCAAAAAAUGGGAAGCCCAGUCAAUCCCUUGAAAAUCAUCUUCCUGGGAGAGCCAGGAGUUGACACAGGGGCACUGAGGAAAGAAUUUCUGUCCACAAUGGUUGCUGGCAUUGAAAAACGUCUCUUUGAAGGUGAUGCGAAGAAAGGAAAAACACCGAAGUACUCCCUCAAUGAUCUGGACAAUGAGCUGUUCAAAGUUGCAGGUGAAAUAUUUGCUGUGAGCAUUGCGGAAGGAGGACCGCCACCACGGUUUAUGCAAGAGUGGUGUUACGAAUACCUUGUUACCGGUAACAUCAAAAGGGAUGGUGUACAUGACACAGAGAUAUCACCACUAAUCAAAAUGAUUGAAGAUGCAUCUGACCUGUCAAACUUCACAAAAGAAAUCCUGGAUUGUGGCUACACUGGACCGAUCAACACUGACCACAAGGAAAGCAUAUUGAGAGCUCUUGCUCUACAUAUUACUACAAAACGCAUCCCAAUGCUGCAACAACUGCGUGUGGGCCUUGAGAGAUACGAUCUAAUCAAAGUCAUGCAGAAAAAGCCACAGGAGUGUCAUGAUCUCUUUGUCAUAGGAUAUGAUGACAAAGUUGACUCCCAUUACAUUUUAUAUCCCACCUGGCCCCAGAGAUGAGCCCAAUGGGUUCGAUUAAACAAGUGAAAGAGUCAAAAAUCAUGGAAUUCUUUCAAGAUUUCCUACUUGAACUUGAAGACACACAACCAGAAGACGCAGCAGCAGGAGAAAACUUGUCUGUGCCAAAGAUAAUGCAGUGGAUGACUGGGCAAGCUCACACGCAUCUGCUUGUGUCAGAAAGGGAGAAGUUUAAUAUAGUGUUUAAAUUUGACCAUUGCUGUCUACAGCACAUGCCAAACCACACUGUGUGUUACCCAAUUGUCAGUGCUUGCACCAAUACCAUAACAUUUCCUGUUGUUCAUAUGGUAGAUUACGAGUCUUUCAAAACACUCAUGCAAACUGCUGUUACAUAUGGGGCAAGCUUUGACAGAGUGUAAUGUAUAUCAAAGCAUUCUCUUUAAUUGCGUUAUUCUUUGUAAAAUUUUUAAAGGGGUAGUUCAUCCAAAGAUGUAAAUUCUGUCAUUGAUUACUCAACUUCAUGUUUUUUCAAACCUGCAAGACUUAGUUCAUCUUCGGAACACAAAUGAAUGUGUUUUUAUUGAAAUCUGAGAGAUUUCUUUCCCUCCAUUGACAGCUACACAACUACCACUUUUAACGCUUCAAAAAGUUAAUAAAGAGAUAAAAACUAAUCCAUAUGAAUUUGGAG